Messenger RNA from Ectocarpus siliculosus, 661 nucleotides. NCBI's taxonomy places the organism in Eukaryota, Phaeophyceae, Ectocarpales, Ectocarpaceae. The record is from the annotation of a GenBank genome assembly.
GCUUAGGUGAAGUGUUGUUUUCGCCCCUUCACGUUCGUCACGGUUCACAACCUUAUUUGGCGCGGCGCAACUUCAAGCGUUCAGGAACAUGGACUGUCAGACUUGCCAGAAGCACCUGGCAGAAGUCCUACGCGCAGAACGGCCGCGACGACUCCUGGAGGCUAUCCAGCAGGGGCUUUCCGGGAAGGCCAAAGGCGGUGGUGAUGGCAAGGAGGAGGGGACAGAGCCCGUGCUAGAGCCUGGGGGACUUAGGCUGGUGUGUCAAACCUGUCCAAGACAAGGCCCUGCGGCCGCCGCCCGUGCGUACUUGGAGGCACCUCCACCCGGCGUAGUGCUGUGCGCCAACCGGCUUGGCUCCCGACGAGAAGUGGAGGAGGCGGUCGUGCAUGAGCUGGUUCACGCGUACGACUACCUUGUGGCCGGCGUUGAGCUGCUUGAUUGUCAGGCGUUGGCCUACAGCGAGGUUCGGGCGGCCCGAGCCGCUGAAUGCUCCAAGACUUCCCGGUCCCUCGUGUGCAGCUACUUCAGAAAGAAUUGCGCUCGGUCUACGGCAGUAAGGAGCACUGAGGGUCUCUUUCCCGGGAAAGGAGCCGGCUGUGUCGACGCCGUGUUCAACGCAGCAUACCAAGAUCAACGACCGCAUGACGAUGGUGGUCGAUGA